Messenger RNA from Megalobrama amblycephala (Wuchang bream), 2961 nucleotides. Its product is annotated as long-chain-fatty-acid--CoA ligase ACSBG2-like. Gene Ontology annotation, molecular function: long-chain fatty acid-CoA ligase activity. Lineage: Eukaryota; Metazoa; Chordata; Actinopteri; Cypriniformes; Xenocyprididae. The transcript is spliced from 15 exons. Bases 196 to 2334 code for a protein of 712 amino acids. Gene Ontology annotation, cellular component: endoplasmic reticulum; membrane. The record is from RefSeq and is a predicted model, not a curated record.
CUACGGUCCAUAGGUUUGAAUGGAACAGCAGGUGCCUCAGUAACUUCUUACUGCACCUGAGAAACAUACGUAGUUACGUGCAUAAGGUGAAUCUGUGUUUCAUCCUGUCCUGCUACAUACUGUAACUUCACAAUUCCACGUCCUCAACAUAAGGACUGACACAGGAAAAAAACCCAUACAUACAUACUCCAUACAAUGUCUGCCGAUGAGUGUAUAACACCGAGUGAUUCCACGGAAAUUCCUGUCUCUGGAUAUGGAUCUGUUAAAACUGAAGAAUAUCAGACUGUAGCACUCAAUGACUCCAAAAACCAUCCGAAUGGAAAUUGUUCGUUCUCUGUAAAGAGUAACACAGACGAUGAACCGGCUAUACCAUUGAAGGCUGGAGAUGUGCGUCUCGCUCCAGCCGAAAAGCUGUGGAGCACAGCCAGAGACAAGGCUGUCAAACUGAGGAUGGAAGAAUCGGAACUCGGAUCAGAACCUCCCAUGACGGUCCAUCAGAUGUUCAUGGCUACAGUGCAGAAGUACGGAGACUAUCCUGCCCUCCGUGGGAAGAAAGAUGGAACAUGGGUCACCCUGACCUAUAAGGAGUACUAUCAACAUUCAAGAGCGGCAGCCAAAAGCUUUCUGAAGCUUGGCCUGGAGCGAUUCCAUGGUGUCGGAAUUCUGGGCUUCAAUUCUCCUGAAUGGUUUAUUGCAGAUGUCGGAUGUAUCCUAGCAGGGGGACUGGCCACUGGAAUUUACACCACCAACUCCCCAGAGGCCUGCCACUAUGUUGCUGAUAAUUGUGAAGCUAAUGUUCUAGUGGUUGAAAACAACAAACAACUGAUCAAAAUCCUCCAGGUCAGGGAUCAGCUGCCACAUUUGAAGGCUAUUGUUCAGUACAAGGGUGAACUGGAGCAGAAGUUACCAAACGUAUACACAUGGGCUGAAUUUAUGAAGCUGGGAGAGAAUGUCCCUGAUGCUGAGCUGGAUGUGGUGAUAGACAGUCAAAAGGCCAAUGAGUGCUGCACAUUGAUAUACACCUCAGGCACCACAGGGAAUCCCAAAGGGGUCAUGCUCAGCCAUGAUAAUAUCACAUGGACAGCCAAUGCAGCAGGUCACAUGGUCAGGCUGAAGAUGGGUGAGGAGGAAGUGGUGAGCUACUUGCCUCUGAGUCACGUGGCGGCCCAGGUCCAAGACAUGUGGAUCUCCAUGAGGUUUGCCGCCGUAACCAAUUUCGCCGAGCCAGAUGCCCUGAAGGGCUCCCUGGCCAACACUCUUAGAGAGGUGCGUCCCACAGGCUUCUUGGGAGUUCCCAGAGUGUGGGAAAAAAUGCAAGAAGCAAUGAAAGCCGUUGGUGCGAAGUCAUCCGUCAUGAAAAAGAAGAUUGGUGACUGGGCAAAGGGGAUUGGACUUCAAGCAAGCUAUAAUGCCAUGAAUGGUGAUUCUUCAGUGCCUUGGGGCUUCACAUUGGGCAAUAAUCUGGUUUUCAAGAACGUGCGAAAAGCUCUGGGUCUUGACCGCUGUAGAGCCUGUUACACUGGUGCCGCUCCCAUCACCAAAGACACACUGGAGUACUUCAUGAGCCUUUACAUCCCUGUCUUUGAGCUGUACGGCAUGAGUGAGAGCACCGGACCUCACUCCAUCUCCUGUGCUGAGGAUUAUCGCAUUAUGAGCUGUGGUAAGGUGUUGAAAGGCUGCAAAACCAAGUUAGACAAACCAGAUAGUGAUGGGAAUGGUGAGAUCUGUUUCUGGGGGAGGCAUGUGUUCAUGGGAUACCUGAACAUGCCAGACAAGACUGAGGAGGCACUGGAUGCAGAAGGGUGGCUCCACUCAGGAGACCUGGGCAAACAUGACAGCGAUGACUUCCUGUACAUCACUGGCAGAAUAAAAGAAUUAAUCAUUACUGCUGGUGGAGAAAACAUACCCCCUGUCCCUAUUGAGGACUCCCUAAAGGAAGAGGUGUCAAUCAUCAGCAAUGUCAUGUUGAUUGGAGACAAAAAGAAGUUCCUCUCUAUGCUACUUACACUCAAGUGUAACACUGAUGACAAUGGGGACCCCACAGAUGAAUUAACACCACUAGCGGUGGAGUUUUGUCGGCAGCAUGGUGUAGUUGCCAGCAAAGUCUCAGAGAUCAUUAACAAAAAAGAGCCAGCCAUUUACAAAGCCAUCCAGGAGGGCAUAGACCGAGUGAAUGCCAAAGCGACAUCCAAUGCCCAGAGAGUCCAGAAGUGGACCAUCCUUCCACGAGACUUCUCCAUAUCUGGUGGAGAACUUGGUCCAACCAUGAAGCUCAAAAGGCCUGUUGUCAGUAAAAUGUAUCAAGAAGAAAUCAACAAAUUUUAUGGUGAAUAACAGAAGAACCCAAAUGAAACGGAAUUAAGCGGAAGACUACACUUGCCAUUGUUCAGUAACAUGUAUUUUGCUCACUCCAGGACUUCCAAUGGACCUCACUAUAACACCGCUCACUGUCCUCAGUCAAACUUUAUACCAUUUUAUACCAAUUGAUUCAUUACCUUCUAUCAAUUAAUCAGCUUUCUAAUCUAUCUGUCAUUAUAACUGGUUCUGUAUAUUCUGUACCAUAUAUGCAAUUGGAGUUUGACUGUAUGGAAGUGCUAUUACUGUGCAAUUACUGUGCAUAUUACUGUCUUAUCUGUGAAGAAGUUCGGAAGUUCAUUCACUCAGCUUUUGAUUGAGUGUACUGUUCUGUGAUCAGUCUGCUUGUACACUAAAUAUUGUUGGUACUUCAAACAGUUACAGUGUAACUGUACAGAAACAGAUGUGUGAUGAAUGUUUGUCCUCUUACUGUUCAAAUUUCACCCAGCACAUUGAAUAUUUAUGAGAGUGGAGAUUGUCAGUAUAUAAAUAAAUAAUAGCCUAUAUUAGAACUCCAUGAGUAAAGUAUGCAUUUGUAUGUAUUUGUUUUCUUCCUUGUAUGUACAGUGCACAGCAUAAAUGAGUACACCCCCCUCUGAACAAAUA